This is a messenger RNA of Lingula anatina, 6086 nucleotides long. RefSeq names its product mitogen-activated protein kinase kinase kinase 3. Lineage: Eukaryota; Metazoa; Brachiopoda; Lingulata; Lingulida; Lingulidae. Gene Ontology annotation, biological process: protein phosphorylation. The record is from RefSeq and is a predicted model, not a curated record. Gene Ontology annotation, molecular function: protein kinase activity; ATP binding; protein binding.
GCUGCAAGAGGGCAGCACUUGUCAACACGUCUAGGUCUGGUAAUGCUUAUUAAAAUGACUGGGAUUGCAUGAACCAUGGCAAGGUGCUGAUAACUUGAGAUUGAUCUUGGUUAGUGGUUUCAUAAACUGUGUACUUAGGACUGAGAAUGGAGGCCAUGUAGGAGUACAGUACAGGUGCAAAGGAGAUUUUUGUACGGGAACUUGCUGCCACCAUCUCUGCUUGCUCCAAUUUUUGCAGCAGCCUUCUCUAGCAGUAUGCAGCACCAAGUUGACAGUGUAGGAUUUUAAAAGCAUGGUAGCAAUGUGGCCACGACCAUAAUGCAGGCUUGGUAUUCAGCUACCAAAUCUGACUUUCCUGUUGCUCUCCUACUUGAAAACGUUGAUUGACUAUGUAAGAAAGGCCCAAUGUAAGCUAAAGAAGAAGAGGGCUGUUUGCAUUCAGAUUUCCUGUACGUUGCUCUUCUGGCAGAUAGCAAUCUGAUAGGGACAGCAUGUGAUUGGUUGUCAUGGCAUCUGCAGAGGAGCGCAGCAGGGUGGAGGAUGUGGAUGAUGAUCCCAUCCACACCAUAUAUCAAAGCCUGGCCAAGGGGAUGAGCCAGUCGGGCAGACAUAAAACUAAGAAGAGUUCCUCAUCAACCUCAUUGAGUGAGCUAAAGGUCAAGUGUGAGUACGCAGGUGAAAAGAGAUUGAUUCAAGUUAGUCGUCCAGUGAAAUUUGAAGAGCUUUACCAAAAGGUCAGACAGUACUAUGGUGAAGAUCUCAACCUACAUUAUACAAAUGGAGAGAUUAUUGUAGCAGUGAACUGUCAGUCCGAUUUAGAAUCAGCUAUACAGCUACUAGAUCGUAACACAAGGUCACGGAGUUUGCGGUUGUUCCUGACAAGGAAGGACGAGGGUGCAGGGGGUCAAGGCCAGACUCAAGUCCCGCCAGGGCGACUGGGGCAGCUUUUUGAACCAGUGAACCAGAGCACUGGUCCUGUUAAAGAGACCAGUCCUAAACAAGUGCCUGAAAGAUACUCUCCGCCACCAGGGUCUUUCCCGCCUCAUGACAAACACCUUAAGCACAGCACAUCCAGGACGUCUGUAGAAGGCGAUGGGGAGUUCAUUCCAGAGAGAGAUCAAAUUGAUUACGAUGUGAGUAGUACAGAAGGAUCCAUAUCAGGAAGCAGGACUUCUCUGGACAGUAGUUACAUAAGUAGUCAUGGAGAUCCAUUUGUCGUCCGUGGUAAAACUGGCGACACAUUUCCUUUUCGAGGGAAGAGCGUAUCACGCAGAAGCAUAUAUUCUGAUACAACGUAUGAAGAGCAGGUAUCUCGAGAGCGUGAAAACCAGAAAGGUGGGACAUACCCCAGGCGUUACGCUAUGGGGACGCAGAUGGAAAUUCAAGAAGGUCGUAAAACAUUCCCACGAGCACGAGGUCGAGAUUUUGACAAUGCUUUUGGUGAAGGAUAUCCAAUCGGAACAAUCCCCAGUGAAAUGUCUCUUAAUAGCAAUAGCAGUAGCAGCAGUGGCCUGGUGCCUGACUAUGACUCGCCUGAAGGACGGAGGAAACGUGGCAGUGACUAUGAUUUAGCUGUCAAUGGCCUCUCAGAACUAAGCAGUGCAAAAUCACCAAGAGCACCAAUAAACUGGAAGAAGGGCAAGCUGUUGGGUGCUGGUGCUUUUGGUCAAGUUUUCCUGUGUUAUGAUGCAGAUACAGGAAGAGAGCUGGCGGUCAAGCAGGUCAACUUGGGCAGCAUGUCCGUAGAGGUGUCUAAAGAAGUACGAGCAUUGGAAUGUGAAAUACAACUCCUUAAGAAUUUGCACCAUGAAAGAAUUGUCCAAUAUUAUGGUUGUCAUCAAGAUGAAAAAAUUUUAUCCAUUUUUAUGGAGCAUAUGCCAGGGGGAUCAGUCAAGGAUCAGAUUCGUUUAUAUGGCCCCUUGACAGAAAAUGUGACCAGAAAAUACACUCGCCAAAUUCUGGAAGGAGUAACAUAUCUACACCACCAUAUGAUUGUCCACAGAGAUAUUAAAGGUGCCAACAUUUUAAGAGAUUCUAUUGGCAAUGUGAAAAUUGGUGACUUUGGGGCAUCAAAACGUCUGCAGACAAUUUGCACCCAGACAGGGAUGAAGUCGGUGACUGGCACCCCGUACUGGAUGUCCCCAGAGGUCAUUAAUGGAGAUGGCUAUGGAAGGAAGGCAGAUGUGUGGAGCAUUGGUUGCACAGUCGUGGAAAUGUUAACCUCAAGUCCACCUUGGUCGGAGUUUGAAGCGAUGGCAGCUAUUUUUAAAAUUGCCACUGCAGAUACACCCCAAUAUGAACUUCCUGCUCAUGUCAGCCUGGUGGCCAGAGACAUUUUAGAACUAUGUUUUAGGAAAAAUCAAAAAGACAGACCUUAUGCAGAAGAGUUACUAAAACACAGAUUCGUCAAUGAGUUCACGUAGCCUCUCCUGAUUCGACAGGUCCUCGUAUGGGAAGCUCUAGUCAUCUGUCUGUGAUCCGUGGAUGUUCUAUAAGUUAUGUGAAAUGGAGGAGAUACAGUAGAAGAGCUGGAACUUUAAAACUAAGAUACUCCUCUGAUUAAAGCUGUGGAUGAUUGGGAUGCUGAAGCUGUGCCUCUUUUUGUGUGACUGCCCAUGGCGGUCUUCAAUUUUUUUUCUAUAUUGAGAAUUAAAUAUUUUAUCACUGCAAUUAAGUCACAUUAAAUUUAUUGGUUGAAGUCCUAGAAGGUAUUUGUAAUGAGCUUUUGUAUAUAGUCCUACUAUGUACAGUUUUCUCUGGAGUUGAUGUACCUAUUUGAAGUUAUGACAAAUGUUAAAAACUUUAAUCAUUGAAUAACCUUAAAUGGAUAGAUAUUUGGAAUUGGUCAUCUAUGAUCUUCAUAUUUUCUAUAUUGUGCUCAAUGGCCUGUGGACAGUAAAUAGAAUUAGAACGUCUGCUCAGAAACUACAGUAACUCUGCUUAUGCCAAUUGAGGAAACUUGUGGUCUUAGCAGUAAAUACUUGGUGGAUGUUGUUUGAGUUAGAUAAGUUCUAAAAAAAGUGCUGAGGACACCAGGAAGAUUUAUUGUUUCUGUUAUGACAUACCAAAAUCUCAUAUACUCUCCGCUUAGAUUUAAGUUAUUGUAAAGUCUAAGUUUCAGGUAGUGAAGAAAUUAUUUCUUUGAGUUUAUUGAUUUAAAGACUACAGUUUAAAUGUCACAUUGGGUUUAUUGAACAUUAUUUUUGUAGAGUUCAGAGACUCUAAGGAAUAAAAAAAAAAAACAGCCACAGUCAUGGUUAUGGCUGUAGAAGAUGCAAUAAGGUCAUAACUAUGUCAACAAUGGGCAGUUGUGUACAUAAUAAAUAUACAAUAAGUGAUCAUUUUAGCAACAUGAUAACAACUAUCAGCAGGACUCUGAUACAUAGACUGUUAGUAUGUAAAGUAUACAUCAUAUAACCAUUGAAAUGCAGCUAGUUCCCUACUUUACCAUGUUAACGGCAUUGAUUGAUGUUAUUGAAAUUAUAUUCGUCACGAUCUGGAUAAAACAUGCACCAUACUCAUUGGUAGAAAAAAUUCUACUGUGGCUUUAAAUGAAAUUCACAACAUCCAAUUUUAGGUAGGAGACAAUUCAGCAUGAAAUGAUGUAAAAAAAAUAUGGUUAUUACUCAACUUUGAAACUGCAUAUAUUUCCGUAUGCUACUUUUUGGUACUUUUAUUUGUUAAUCACAAGAACACUUUCUGGCAUAAACCAAGCUCACUUUUUGGAAAUUUGAAAUAAUAUUUCAGAUAUCACUUUUAAGGCCACAUUUUCAAAAAUACAAAUAGUAAGAUAUGCUCGAAUUUAAUAAUGACCUCCACAUACUACCCACAUUUCUACUCAGUUCUUUUUUUUUUUAAUUAUUUCAGGGCAGACUAUGGUCUUGAAUCUCACUCCUACAAUUAAUGUUUUCUCAUCUGGAAGGGUUUGUGCUUAAAGAAAGGUUGCACUUGUCAUAUUUGGUUUUUGUAUGGACACUGCUGUGUCUGUACAUCUGUCACUACCAACUGUUCGUUGUGUCCAAUUUUGCCAGCCAUGUGUCUUAAGUAGGCAGCAAAACUAGCAAAGCUGAUAAAUUUAAAGUUAAAGUUGAUUAAAAGUAUAGCUUUGUGUAUACUGUAAUUGUUAAGAAGUAGGUACACCACAUUUAAUACUGCAUAACAUGGGUUAAAACAUGAUGUGAUUUUGUUUUCAAAUCAAAAUUUUCUACCAUCUGAAAUUGAUAUUUUUCAAGUCAUUGGGAAAAUCACCAAUGGUUGCUUUCCAUCCAAAGUGUUAGUUAAUAAAUCUUAAUAUCAUAAUGUCAGUUGAAUUGAAGGCCAGUGAAGUGUCAUUGUUACAAAUUGUACAACAAUCCAAACCUGGUGCAUCUUUUGCAUUGCACUGCAGGUCUUCAUAAUUGGCAGCUUCAGUUCUUUUUUCAGUGCAGUGUAUUUAAAAGACGAAGGAUCUUUUCCUUAGCAGCAAUACCUGAUCAAGUAAAUGUAUCGUAGAUGCACUUCAAAUUUUGGUCACAUUAUUAUUCAUUGUGAAGUUGUCUAUAGUACUUAAGAAAUCCAAUUUAUGAUGUCGUUUUCCAAUGAUGGCUUCCUUCAAAGGCAAUACUUUAGGAUGACAAGGGAUAAAUAUUCCUAGGAUGUUUGGGAACAAUAUGCAUCUUCUUUGUAAUAUUUAUAAUGUACUAUUUUCAUAUAUGGAAAUAUUUUGCAGUCGUGACUGUUUAAAAACUGCUGAUCUCUUAAUAUGCUGUUGUCAUUGUUUAAUAUGAUAUAUAGAUUUAUAUAUCAACUGAAAGUUAGUGGUAUGCUGAAGACAUUUCUUCCGCCAGACAUAGUUGUCAAAAUUUUUUAACUUACUGAUGUCAGUUUUACAAAUUUGUAGAUUUUUACUUGCAAGAAGUUAAAAUGAAAAUACCUGCCCUUAAUAUAGAGUAGCAUUUCACUAAAUAAUAUAUAUUUAAGUGCAUGUUUUGUACAUUUUAAUUUCUAAUGAAGGUAUUAUUUCUAUUGCACACCUUUGCUGCUGGUAAUACACGAGGGAAUAUUUAGCAAAGACUGUAAAAGUCACUUAAAUACAGGAUGGUUAUUUUUUGUACAGACACCAACUGUAAUAAAGGCAAUUUUAUUAAAACUAAAAAAUGAAUUUUUUAAAUAUUUAACUAGGCGAGUCAUUUACAUUUUCCUAGUCUGUGGACAAGAUUUUUCCCAUAAAUAUCAGGUACAUGUAUGUUGAGGUGCACUAAUACAAACAACAACCAAGCAUUGAAGCUGUAGCCUUUAAAUAAUCGUUCAAUUGUAGAAAUAAGUAGUAUUUAUUAUUUAUUAAUAUGUAAACAUAUCUUUUUCAUGGAAUAUUAUGCCCAAAUUAUGUAAAAGCCACAUUAUUUCUGAUUUAUGGAAUACUUUAUUUCAAAAGAUAUGCAUUUCAAUGAUUUUGGCACCACUGGAGAACAAUUUGUUACAAACUUAUUCCUAAUGCUCCAGAAAAUUAUAGACAAAUCUGCUCUUACUGGUAAAAUACUUCGUCAAUAUCCCAUCAAUCUACCAUUGAUCAUAAUGAAAUCUAUCUUACAACUGGUAAAAAAUAUCCUUACACUGAAUGUUGUAUAGUGAAAAGCAAAAUUGAUUUGCCUCUUUCCAGAAAAACUUAAACCCACAAUGAAACCCAAUCAUAUUCCAAAUUUGCUUAUAGCCACAGUUGGAUACCCGCCCAGUCUCCACACUACCUUAUACCCAUGAGGCUUAACACCAUGAUAUUUAAAAUGAAAAUAAAUUUCCAAAUUUUUUAAUACAAUAUAUCACCUAUCAGCCCUUAAUUGUGCUACAAAUCAUUAAUUCAAAAUGCUGAGGCUAUUCCUCCCAUGUGGUACUCCCUCUCUCACUCACACCCUUCACUUAACAUUUUUCAAGUUUUCAUAUCCUGGUUUUGUUAAGAAGUAUUACUAGUCAAGAAGAGAUAAAGCCACACUAGAAAUUACAAUAUACUUAUAACAUCUGGUUUUGCAAACUUUUUGGGUAAUAUUGCAUCAAUUUCCACAAUCAUCUUCUGAGAAAUAGAAAGUAUAGCAUUCUUUUUUGCUUUUGUUGUU